Molecule: messenger RNA, 1260 nt
Organism: Drosophila willistoni
Lineage: Eukaryota; Metazoa; Arthropoda; Insecta; Diptera; Drosophilidae
Exons: 4
Coding region: 1-1119 (372 amino acids)
Source: RefSeq, a predicted model, not a curated record
AUGAGUAAGUUCCAAUCAAUUGCUGGCACCAACAACAGUGCAACAUCGUCAGAAAGCAGCGAGGCGCAGAGUGUGGAAGAGCAGCAAGCGGCUUUAGCAUUGCACAAUCGCAGUGUAGCCUUAAGCAGGGCAAAAAAUAGCUGGAAACGUAUGAAGGAACUGGCUGCUGAGAAGGAGAAGGAAACGGAAGCUAAGAGACCUCCAUGGCGGGCAGUUAGCGUGUCAACUCUGUCUAAGCCAGACAAAAAUGCUUUGCUUCGCGCCAAACUCCUGGACGCUUCUAGGCGUUUACGAGCUGGCAAAGCUAAUGUGGCACUUCAGACAGAUAUUGUGCCUACCAAAUUGAUGAAAGAAAAGAGUCUGGGAGCACAAAGUGAUUUGAUUUUGUAUAAAGAGAUUGGAAUUCUUACGGAUGGUCAAUAUUCAAAGAAGAAGGAUGGCUACCAACAAUAUGUGUUGACCUACAGCAUGUCUCAGAUGACGGACACGAUCGAACAAUCAACACGAUCAACCCAAACGCUGUUGCCGAAAGCUUACAAUGAUAGUGUUGUCAAUUCCUACAUACCUGAAGUCGAUGACGAGGGUAAUGUUCUAUUAUCCGAUGUUGAGAAAAGAGUAGCUGAUCAAAUUGAAAAAAUUCGCAAGUUUUAUGUGAAGGAAGAGGAUACCAAGUCACCAAGUCGUCCUCCAAGUGGUUCGGCUACGUGUCCAACAAUUGACGCAUGGCACUUUGAAGAUGAUGCUAUUGAAAUGGAUUCACAACGACCCUUUAUACCCUACACGAUUGAACCGUAUAAACCAUGGCGCAGUUUUGUGCCCUUUCCCUUUCGCCUAAGGGGUAACUCAUUGAUUGGCACACAAAAAAUCGAUUGGUAUGCUCUGUUACAAUCGAUCGAUGAUUUGAUAAAAGAAUCUAAUAGUUUGGUUGACAAACUAGAACGGAUAAUGCAUGAAAAGAACUCACAUCGAAAAACUGUUCCUAGUAAUUUAAACAAAUUGCCCAACUUUGAGUCAUUUAAAUUUAAUCCUCCAUCUGACCAUUGGCUGCCGAUUAUUGAAGAACAGGAGAAACAAUUGCAAUCAAUGAUGGCUGAAUGUGAACAAAGUGCAAACAUUUAACUUGUAGAAAUUAUCAACACAUUUUUAAAACAUCCAGAAGGAUGAAGUUAAACAAAAUAUUUAUAAAUUAAUCAUUCAAAAAUCUUCACCCAAAUCACACAGUUAUUUCUUUUAGGGUUCAGUCACUUUCACUUUACACUA